CGUUCCCCCAGUUCCACUGGAGUGAAGAUGGCGAGUUUGUGUGCGCGCGCGGCGAGGCAGAGCUGUCUCAGGCUGCUGUCACCUUCAGCCUUCAGAGUUACGCCCCGUCUGCUCUGCACGGCGGCCCAGCAGAAGAGCUCUGGAGCGGGAUCGGAGGAGGAGAAUGGAGCACAGAAACCCGAACCACCCGCCGCAGAGAAGGUCUUAACUGAGGAGAAAGCUCAGCUGGAGGAACAGGUCAAAGAACUCACGGACAAAUACAAGCGGGCGCUGGCCGACACAGAGAACAUUCGGCAGAGGAGUCAGAAGAUGAUAGAUGAGGCUAAGCUGUAUGGAAUCCAAGGCUUCUGCAAAGAUCUUCUGGAGGUGGCCGACAUCUUGGAGAAGGCGACGCAGAGCGUGCCGAAAGAGGAAGUGAGCUCUGAGAAUCCGCACCUGAAGAACCUGUACGACGGGCUGGUGAUGACGGAGGUUCAGAUCCAGAAGGUCUUCUCUAAGCACGGUCUGGUGAAGCUGGACCCCGCUGGGCAGAAGUUCGACCCUUAUGAGCACGAAGCCCUCUUCCACACCCCCAUCGAGGGCAAAGAGCCCGGCACAGUCGCAUUGGUCACCAAAGUAGGCUACAAGCUUCACGGCCGAACCCUCCGGCCGGCCUUGGUGGGUGUAGUGAAAGCCCCCUAGGUGAAAGACCCCUAAUUGACUUAUGUAUGGCCUGCUCACAAAUUUGUUCUUUCUAAGCAACUGUUGCCGAGUUGGACAAGCUUUACAGAACCCUGG
Colossoma macropomum (tambaqui) is the source of this 777-nucleotide messenger RNA. RefSeq names its product GrpE-like 1, mitochondrial (gene grpel1). The transcript has 4 exons. Gene Ontology annotation, molecular function: protein-folding chaperone binding; adenyl-nucleotide exchange factor activity; protein homodimerization activity. Lineage: Eukaryota; Metazoa; Chordata; Actinopteri; Characiformes; Serrasalmidae. The coding region runs from base 28 to 681 and encodes 217 amino acids. The record is from RefSeq and is a predicted model, not a curated record. Gene Ontology annotation, cellular component: PAM complex, Tim23 associated import motor. Gene Ontology annotation, biological process: protein folding; protein import into mitochondrial matrix.